Messenger RNA from Lactuca sativa (garden lettuce), 402 nucleotides. The record is from RefSeq and is a predicted model, not a curated record. NCBI's taxonomy places the organism in Eukaryota, Viridiplantae, Streptophyta, Magnoliopsida, Asterales, Asteraceae.
AUGGAUGACAUGAUAGUGAGGACGAGGGAGAAGGAGAUUGAUAUAGAGCACCUCAGGAAGAGGAACCCAAAGACGGGGCAGGUGACUGGGGUUUCUGUGAAGAAACCCAGGGGAUUUGACUCAAGGUUGAAGGGCAUGUAUGGACAGAGCCGCUGUGGGAAAUUCAGCAAGACACACGAGGGAGCGUGCAAUGUGGGGGGAUCGGGCUGCUAUAAAUGCAGAAAGUUAGGACACUAUGGCAGCGAUUGUACUACUCCUACCCCCAUUGUUCAUCCAUCAGACCUGAUUUCCUUCCAUUGCAAUCAGAAGGACCAUAAAAACGCCAACUGCCCGAGAUUGGUACCGGCAGUGCCAGUGGCGGCGCCAGCUCAAUCGACCCUGCAGAUCACGGAUGGCCGAUAG